CCCUCAGUCCUGCGCCUCUUUGUCUUGUAAUCUACAGACAAGAAAAAAGCAGGCAAAUUCCAGCCUUUCAAGAAGCUCUUCGGUAAGAGGAAGAAAAGAGAACCCGUGUCAGACUGCGAGGAAGCCAAACUGAAGCCCAGCCACUCCUUCGGCAACGUCUGCAACGGCACCUUCUCCUCUGAUGAAGAGCCAAACGGUGGUCUGAGGUCCUCCCAUUAUUCUAUGGGCAGUCGAGCUUUUUCCCAUGACAGUAUUUUUAUACCUGAUGGGAGAACAGAGAGUGAACAGGCCAUCCAAGCAAUGUCACAGGAGAACGUUUUAGGAAAAGUCAAAACUCUUCAGCAACAGUUGGCCAAGAAUAUAAAAUUUGGGCAGCCUCCACAAAUGACAGUUUCUGUAAGGACAAUGGGGGAGGCAAACGCCAGUAUAGAAGAGGAUGUGUUGCUCAGUAGCCCCAUGGAGAUCGAGACUCAGCAGGACACAGUGAUCUCAGACAGUGGUAAUAAAUCCACUGACACCCCAGAUUUGUUGAGAACAAUGAAGUUGCCUGGAACAGGACAUGAGGUGGAAGAAAAGGUCACUCCAGUCAAAUCAUCUCGGCCAAAAAGACAAUUUUCCUGUUCCGGCACAAUUGAAACGAUCAAUUUGGAUGCCGUUCCCCAGGCUGUUGCUCGUCUAGACAACAGUGCAGCUAAACACAAAAUGUCAGUGAAGCCAAAAAAGCAGAGGAUGUCAAGAAAGCACAAGAGAUUAACAAAGGGAUCACAAAGUUUAACAAUAACAGAAUUUGAGCCAGAGGACCUAGAAACUCAGCUGUAUGGGGACAGAUACCCAGGUUAUAAUGGACACAUCAUAGCAGACAAGCUAAUCCAGAACAGAGAUGAGCAGAAACAGCUUCAGCUGGCAGAGGAGAAGAGAAAUGAAGAUCACUGGGGGGUCUUUGAGGCUGAAAGGAUAAGGCAUAUUGUGGAAAUGGAAGAACAAAGAGAAAUGGAAGAACAAAGGUACCAAGAACUUGAGCAGAUGCAAAAAGAGCAGGAGAGAAGGCGUUGUGAAGAAGAGAGGAGGCAGUAUCUCCUUGAAGGAGAGACGUCUAUGAAAACAGAGGAGCAAACAUGCCAUAAAGAGGAGAGAAGACUGCUGGAGGCUGAAAAGAGGCAAGAGCUGGAGAAGCAGAGGCAGGAGUCAGAGAACCAACAGGGACAAGAUCUGGAGGAGCAGAAGCGCCAGGAACAGGAGGAGCAACAGAGACGAGAGCUGGAGGAGCAGAAGCUCCAGGAAUGGGAGGAGCGACAGAGACGAGAGCUGGAGGAGCAGAAGCUCCAGGAACAGGAGGAGCGACAGAGACGAGAGCUGGAGGAGCAGAAGCUCCAGGAACGGGAGGAGCGACAGAGACGAGAGCUGGAGGAACAGAAGCGCCAGGAACGGGAGGAGCGACAGAGACGAGAGCUGGAGGAGCAGAAGCUCCAGGAACAGGAGGAGCAACAAAGACAAGAGCUGGAGGAGCAGAAGAGGCAAGAGCUAGAGGAGCAGAAGCAUCAGGAAUGGGAAGAGCAAAGGCAGGAGGAAGAAAGAAAUUGGCUGGAGGAACAAAAAGAACUCAAGGAACAAAAACAGAGACGAGAGCUAGAAGAUAAAGAGCUUCAAGAAGCUGAAAUAAAACUGAAUGCAGAGGGUGUGCAACAAGAUGAACUGAAGCAGCAAAAGGAACAAAAUGAACAAGAAUGGAACAAGCUGGAAGAGCAGAAGGUAGACACAGAAGGACAAAAUCUUCAGCAAAACCAACAAGAAAAAUCCUUGGAAGAGCAACAAGGCAAGGAUCAGUUGUGUUCUGGAGGGGCUGAUAGGCAGCCAGUAGAAGAGAAGCUCCAAGAAGGAUCAAGAUCCCAAAAACUCAAACAGCCAGAAAAAGGGAAUAAAACAGCAGAAGAAGUCCUAGCCCAGAAACUGAAGAGAGAAGUUGAGGCUCAGGAACAAAAGCGGAUAGGGGAAGAACUUAGGUGGCAAGAGGUAGAUGAAAGACAAACUGCAUCCAGACCCUUCACAUUUCAAGUGUCUUCUGGAGAUAAACAGAUCAUAUUUCAGAAAGUAAAUCUGAGUCCAGUCAUGCCCGUCAAAGGAGCAGGACUCUCUUCUCCAUCCGUCAAAGACUGCAGGAUGCACGCUGCCAGCAAGGGCUCUCAUACACUCCCGUCAUCUGUGUGUGUGCCCCAUACAGCUAUUCUGGUUACUGGGGCACAGCUGUGUGGCACAGCAGUUAACUUGAACCAGAUAAAGGACACAGCUUGUAAAUCGUUACUUGGCUUAACGGAAGAGAGAAAAAGUGUGGAUAUUCCUUCACCAGAGAAGGCCCAGAAAAAAAAACAGGAUCCCAAGCCAAGCAGCAGUAAAAUGAAAUAUGCACAAGAGACAUCGAACAACCAGGCCGUACUAGCUGAGUGGGCUUCUAUCCGCUCCAGGAUCCUAAAGAAUGCAGAAAACAGCAAAUAUAAUGAGAGAGACCGAGUAAGUGUCUGCAGACACAGUGAUGACUGGACACCCCGAGGACGGGGUGGUCCCCAUGGUAACUUGAGGAAAACCCUCUCUGCAAAUGCAAAGUUCUCGAUAACACCAGCAUGGCAGAAAUUUUCAGAGGCUUCAAAAAACAGUUCAGAUGCUGAGAAUGUAAGUGUGGCAAAAGGCAAUGAAACAGUGGCUGUGGGAAGAAUCACUGGCUCAUCUGCUGAUUUGAAGGAGGAUGUGGCUUCUGCUUUUAAGGAUAACUUAGCUGAAAAGGCUAAAGAGAAAAUGGAAACCCAUAAUGAAAUGACAGACAACACAGAAGGCUGUAAAUUUGCAAAAGAUCUUCCAUCUUUCCUUGUUCCAAGUUUUCCUCAUUCUCCAGGCAAAGAAUUCCCGCAGGCAGAACUUCUGGGUGCUCUGGAAGAUCAGCAGAAUAACAGUACAAAAAAAGCAGAUAAACCAGCACCAAACGGAGAAGAAAACGUUUCUCCUUUUGGGAUAAAGUUACGAAGGACAAACUACUCUUUACGUUUCCAUUAUGAUCAACAGGCAGAGCAAAGGAAAAAGAAAAGAUACAGUGCAGGAGAUAGUUUUGAUGGUGUGCCUGACCCACUAGUUACAACAGAAGGUGAGAAAGAAUCCUCUGGUUUUGCUCCACAAGAGAGUACAUCCCCUGGCACGGGGAAAGCGAACGUCCCUGUUAUUGUAAAAGACUCAAAAGACUCCUCAAUUACUGUGGUGGAGAUUUCAUCACCAGCGGGCACACCAGUGGUUCUACCAGCCACUGGCCAGAGUACUUUACACCCUCAGGAGAAACCAGCCUGCAAGUCACUGGUCCCACAGAAACCUGCUUUAGCUCCAAAGCCCACCAGCCAGACACCACCAUCGUCUCCGCUCUCUAAAAUGAACAGAUCAAACCUAGCUGAUAAGCUAGGGCAAAGGUUGGUUAAAGCUGAAUCAGACGGUGGCUGGAGAAAAGAAGACAGAGCAAAUGCAGUGCACCCCACGCCAUCGAAUGAAUACAAAAAUGAAGAGGAAGAAAUCAGAGAAAAGAAGUCAUUUUUCCCAUCUAUAAGUAUUCCAUGGAGAGAAAAAAAUGACAAAAAGCCUGAGCCACUGAAGAAAGAAAAACCAGUCCUCCAGAGCAGGCACUCUUUAGAUGGAUCUAAAUUGAUGGAAAAAGUUGAAACUUCACAACCCCUUUGGAUUACAUUAGCGCUGCAAAAGCAAAAGGGAUUUCGUGAACAGCAAGCUACGAGGGAAGAGAGGAGACAAGCCAGAGAGGCGAAGCAAGCAGAGAAGCUGGCUAAAGAAAAUGCUGCUGUAAGUAAUCAGUCAGAUAAUAAAAGCAGCAGCAGCAAAACUAGCACACUGCAGAAAUCUACAACUCAAGAAGGGGAGAAGAAAAUUGAGACUACUGUGUCAAGACUAGAAAGAAGGGAGCAGCUAAAAAAGUCGAACACCCUUCCAACAUCUGUGACAGUGGAAAUUUCAGAUUCUGUUCCAUCAACCCCCCUGGCAAAGGAGGUGGCCAAGAGAUUCUCUACGCCUGAUGCUAACCCUGUGUCAACAGAACCAGCCUGGCUUGCGUUAGCCAAGAGGAAAGCAAAAGCCUGGAGUGACUGUCCACAGAUCAUAAAGUAAACUGUAAAAUUACAUCUCUAUUGCUGACUAUUAAUUGCUUUCUUUUUAUUUAUUCAGCUUUUUACACAUGACAAAACUGAAAAUGCAUGUACUGAAGAACUGAAAACUGAACUGGUUACCGUUUUGCUCUAGCUCACUGUAAAGUCUACUCAAGUCAUAUAUUCCAUUGCUUUGACAAAUAGCUAAAUGAGGUCACGGCAAAAAU
This is a messenger RNA of Nipponia nippon (crested ibis), 4351 nucleotides long. NCBI's taxonomy places the organism in Eukaryota, Metazoa, Chordata, Aves, Pelecaniformes, Threskiornithidae. The record is from RefSeq and is a predicted model, not a curated record.